AUGUACCUGCACACGAGCCUUAAGAGCUUGGGAUUCCUCGCGCUACCCUCCUCCUUGCGCAUCGUCAUCGCGCAAACCAACGAAACUCUCGUCCCCUUCGCAUUCAAGCCUCUCCCUCUCGGAUCCAUCAAGCCCAACGGCUGGCUCAAAGACCAACUAACGCUCUCCGCCAACGGCCUCGCGGGCCACCAACACGACUUCUACGACUUCGUCGCGCACUCGACCUGGCUCGGCGGCACCAGUGAAUACUCUUCUCUGCGAGAAGGCUUUCCCUACUGGUUCAACGGCCUCGUGCCAUUGGCCUACACGCUCGAAGACGAGCGCCUUCUGGAGCAGGUGCAUUCGGCUGCGGACUAUGUGCUGGAGCACCAGCAGGAAGAUGGAUGGCUGGGGCCUGAGACUGGGUCCGAGAGGAACUUUUGGGGCAGGAUGCCGGUUUUGCUGGGGUUGAAGGGGCUUGCUGAGGCGGAGAAGGGCGGGGAGUGGGAAGAAAGGGUAGUGGAUAGCCUGUGGAAGUUCAUGGAGGUUACGAAUACCAUGUUGAGAGACAAUUUUACGGGAUAUCAUUAUCAUGAGGGGGAUGCGGUGGGGCAGGGUGAUGAGCAGUGGGGCCGCGUCCGAGUCCAGGAUAUGCUUAUUACGCUUCAGUGGCUGUAUGAGGAGCAUUCGGCAAGCCACAAUGCGUCGCAGGUCAUGGAGAAUAUGCAGCUCCUCAUUGAAGGCUCGCUCGACUGGGCGGAUUGGUAUAAUCCGAAGGUCUACAUCAAGGAGGACUUGAACACUCUCCCGGUUUCCGAGACCGAGCCUCUCUUUGCCUACGAGCAUGGCGUCAACGUUGGUCAAGGUCUCAAAGCCCUCGCAGUUUUCCGACGCGUCACGCACAACGACAGUCUAGUGCAGACGAGCAAAGAUGCUGUAGACUGGACGUUCAAGUACCAUGCUGCUGCCUCUGGAGCUAUCCUUGCUGAUGAGAGGCUUGCUGGACUGGCGCCAUACUACGGAUCGGAGACCUGCACGCUGGUCGAGACCAUGUACUCGCUAUCAUACUUGUACCAGGCGCUGGGCGACGCCUCGUACGCCGACCGCUGCGAGAAGACGGCGUUCAAUGCGCUCCCUGUCCAGCUAACGCCUGACUGGUGGGCGAGGCAGUACGUUUCGCAGCCAAACCAGCCUUACGCACAGCACUUGGAUGAGACCCCGUUCUGGAACGUCAAUCAGUGGGGUCAAUCAUAUGGUCUUGAAGUCGACUACCCCUGCUGCACAGUCAACCAUCCGCAAGGCUACCCUAAGUUCGCAGCCGCAAUGUAUGUACAAGUCGAAGACAACGGCAUCGCGCACGCCCUCCUCGGACCCGGAAGCGCCACAGUCGGCGACACGAUGAUUGACUGCGAAACCGAGUACCCUUUCAGCGACACCCUAAUCUACACUAUCACCACCAAAUCGGUCUUUGACUUCCACGUGCGCGUCCCCUCUUGGGCCGACACCUCCAAAACAACAAUCUCCAUGGGCUCCUCCUCCACCGCUGUAAAUCCCGACCCGCAAACCGGCCUGCACAAGAUCUCCAUUCCAUUUGGUACGUGGGAAGUGAUAUACACCCUCAGUACCCCCUCGAUCAUCCAAGAACCCCGCGCAAACGAUACCGUAGCAAUCCACUACGGCGCCCUCGUCUUCGCGCUCGCAAUUCCUUCCACAAACUCCUCAUCGCGCCCCAAGCAAUACGGCUCCAACGACCCGCUUCCCGAGGGCUACGCGCCCACUCAAGCGCUCGACUACUCAUACACCAACACCUCGGCUUGGAACUACGCCAUCGACCCGUCCACGCUGAUCGUGCACCGCUCCAACGACACCACCAGUCUUGCAAAUCCGAUUUUCGCGCCGGGCGCGGCGCCGCUCUGGAUGAGCGGGAAGGCGUGCGAGAUUGAGUGGGGUAUGUACAAGGGGGUGCCAGAUGCGCCGCCGACAGGGGAGGCGCGGAAGUGUGUUGGUGAUGUGGUGGAUGUGAGGUUGGAGCCGUUGGGUGGGGCGAAGGUGCAUAUGGUGGAUUUGCCGGUUUUGAUACUUUCCGAGGGUGGAAGUACAGAUGGAGAGAAAGGGGAUGGUGGGACGGGGGCGGCGAUUUAG
Messenger RNA from Paraphaeosphaeria sporulosa, 2121 nucleotides. RefSeq lists its product as uncharacterized. The transcript is spliced from 2 exons. The record is from RefSeq and is a predicted model, not a curated record. Gene Ontology annotation, biological process: carbohydrate metabolic process. Bases 1 to 2121 code for a protein of 706 amino acids. NCBI's taxonomy places the organism in Eukaryota, Fungi, Ascomycota, Dothideomycetes, Pleosporales, Didymosphaeriaceae.